UUUUCUUUCUCCUAAAUAAAUAAAAGAUAUUAUUAUAAAGUUUGUAAUACCAACAAAUCAGUAUGUACCAAAGUGAACACCAAAAUGUUAUGUGUUGAAGCUAAGUGAGUUUGUGAGUUUAUAUUGUGAAUGUGGUGAGAUUGUUUGGUUUUCUUGGUUAAGUUGUUGCUAUUACGUGCAGCGUGCGCGGUAUUAAUGAAGAUUUAAACAAGACCAUUUCAUUUUAAAAUGUUGACAUUUUUGAGGAGUGUGCGGAAAUGUGCUAGUGUAUCUGAGUCUGCCCGGAAGAAAAUUGGAGUGAAACAUCGCACUGCGCAUAGUCGAACAAAUCAAUGCAAAAUAUUGGGAAUAGAAACAAGUUGUGAUGAUACUGGCUGUGCAAUUGUUGAUGAUUCAGGCAACAUUUUGGGAGAAGCUUUGAAUUCCCAGCAAGAAAUCCAUUUAAAUCAUGGAGGAAUUGUUCCCCCAGUUGCUAGAGAUUUGCAUCUCAAAAACAUUGAACACGUAGUCCAAAGUGCUCUGAAAAAUGCAAAUAUGAAAUUAGAAGAUGUAGAUGCUAUUGCAACAACAGUAAAACCAGGUUUGUCUCUUUCUUUACUUGUUGGGAUGAAGUAUGGAAAAAAAAUGGCUCUUGAAUCACAAAAGCCUUUUAUUCCCAUUCAUCAUAUGGAAGCUCAUGCAUUAACCAUUAGGAUGGUACAAAAGGUGGUAGAAUUUCCCUUUUUGGUGUUGCUAAUAUCUGGAGGGCACUGUCUUCUUGCAGUUGCAAGAAAUGUGGAUGAUUUUCUUCUUCUAGGUAAAAGCAGGGAUGAUGCUCCUGGAGAAGCAUUUGAUAAGGUUGCUCGACGCCUGAAGCUUCGCAACAGACCGAAUUUCUGUAAUAUGUCAGGAGGUGCUGCGAUUGAGUUAGCUGCACAGCAGGGUGACCCAUUGUCUCUCCCUUUUCCUGCAGUGAUGAGCCACCAUCGAGAUUGUGAUUUUAGUUUUGCUGGGUUAAAAAAUAAAGCACGAAGACAUAUAAUAGAUCAGGAAGAAAAGUUUGGUGUAGGAGAAGAUGGAAUUAUACCUGGAGUUCAUGAUGUGUGUGCAAGUUUCCUGUUGGCUGUUGCAAAACAUUUGUGUCGUAGAGUAGAAAGAGCUAUGGAGUACAUUGAAUUGAAAUGUCUCUUGCCACCUUCAAACCGAGUUUUGGUAGUAUCAGGUGGUGUUGCUAGUAAUAAAUACAUUGCACGGAUGUUAGGGGUUGUGUGCCGUGAAAUGAAAUACAAACUUGCAAUUCCACCUCCAAAAUUAUGCACUGAUAAUGGUGUAAUGAUAGCUUGGAAUGGAGUAGAAAAAUGGCGUGCUGGUAUUGGAAUUGCUAAAAAUAUUGAUGAAGUGGACAUUGAGGCCAAAUGUAUUCUAGGAAAGGAUAUAUGUUUGGACGUUGCAAAAGAAGAUCUAAAAUGUGAUUGGAUUAAAGAAAAAAUAUUAUUAGCUGGUUAACAUUUUAAUUUAAUUUUGUAAUUUCUUUUGUUUACAUAAAUUGAUUAAAUAAAAAUGUUAAAUCCCGUUGAGUAUCUUACCUUACAUGAUGUAAUGUUAUAUUAUACCAUUUAAGCAAACAGCACUUCCUGUUGUUAAAAACUCUUUUUAUGCUUUGCUUGAGGUCUGUAUUGGUCUAUUAUCUUUUUACCCGCACAUUCAGGUAUACGUGUGCCUCGCUCAUAAUCAGUUAUUAGAGCGUAGUCAAGGGAAAUCAAUUGAGGUAAUAAUGCAAUAACAAGCAAGCGAUAUGCCAAAAUUUUUUCAACAGGAUUACCUGUAAUAAACAGUAGCUAUGUUAAAACAUUAUCAGUAUCAACAAAAUUCAUGCUUUUUGCAAAAUAAUGACAAUAUGUACAAUAUAAAACAAAAACAAUGAAUGUUCAAAUAAUUGUUAUUUUUCACAGUUUACGUAUAGGGAAAUUAUUUUUCAUUCUUACCACGUAAUGUAAGGUAUCGUAAUGUUGGAACGUCACGCAAAGUAGCCAAUGGUGUUAAAGCCUUUAUUUUAUUACCAUGCAAAUAUAAGAUCCUCAAGUUUGGAAAUUUCAAAAUUUCCUGUAAUCCAGAAAUUGCAAAAUAUGAAUAGACUAAUUCUCUCAAAAGACAAUAAUUAUGUAUUUAAUUGUUUGUAAAUUAAUAUCAUAAAACAUUGUGUUAUAGAUAUUAUUUCAUUAUCAUAAACUUAAGCAAUACUUUUAAAGAGAAAGAAAUGUAUUGUAAUACAUACCGGAGAUACAUCACAAAAUUCAUUAAAGGAUAAAUCUAGCCACCCUAAUGCUUCAGGUUGAUCAAAGAACUUCUCAACAAAUGGGUACAAAUCAGUUAAAUUUUUUAAUCUGUUAUUAUUUAACCAGAGGGAUCUGGAUAUAAAACGGUUGUUUGAACUUCUGUCUGGAAGGCGACCAAGUCGACAGACCCUUGGUUUUUUACUAGAACCUAAGAACAAUACACAAAGUAUUUCAGUUGUACAAGCAGGAAUAUUGAAUGAAAUGGUUUGUGUGCAUGUGUUGAAAAUGUUUUUAAGUUGCAUGUAGGUUUCUUAGAUUCAUUCAUUAAAGUUAUUUUUCUCUUUAUCAUUCUUGUUUGCCCUCAUUUUCUUUUUUAAAGUAAAUGAUCUAGUCAGAAUAUUUGUGUGAUACACUAUUAAGAAUAUUCAAUUGUUCAAAAGUGAAUGAAUAGUAUAUACAAUACUCUCUCAUACCAGUGUAACUUGCUAAAUCAGAGAGCUUUUUAAAAGAGUGGUCAACAGGUGGACUGCAAAAUAUUAAAGUCUCUGGUUCUGGGCAAAAGUAUUUUGGUUUUUUUAUGGUUUCAUCUUCUUCAUAUUCAUUUGUAGUCAUAAUGCACUUGAAAUUUAAAAUUUUACAUACAAUUUUAAAACAUUUGUGUUUCUGUGGUAAUAAAAAGUAUCUCAACAAUGAGAAG
Molecule: messenger RNA, 2952 nt
Organism: Gryllus bimaculatus (two-spotted cricket)
Lineage: Eukaryota; Metazoa; Arthropoda; Insecta; Orthoptera; Gryllidae
Source: the annotation of a GenBank genome assembly